UUUCGGGGCAGCGUCAGCCCCCGCACUCCAACCUGGGGGAGCCGGAUGGGGGCACCCAGGGGACCCCCCGCCACCACCCCAGGGAGGACAGGAGUGAGGGGUGCACCCCAUCGGCUGCAUGAAGCCCCCAGCCCUCAGCGGCCCCCGCUGGCAGCGUGACGUCCUUCCCCCGCAGGGCUCUCCGAAACCGCAGCCGUGUUUCCUGCCCGCCCCGGCGGGGAGGUGCAGGCGGGGCGCAGCCCGCGACACCCCUCCGGUUUCGCCCGGUACCGGGGCUGCCGGGCCCUUGGCGGUGACAGCCACCGGUGCUGCAGCUCGGGGUCCCGCAGCGUCCCCUGGCAGAGGUCCCAUGGCGCCGGGCUGGGCCGUGCUGGUGCUGCUGGUGCUGAGCACCCUGCGGGCAUGCGGGGCCCGGCCUCCGGAGCAGAGGGGCCUGCAGUGGGUCUGGGGGGCGGCGGAGCCGGCUCCGGCCGAGCCCCUGCUGCCCUCCCGCAGGCGAAGGGCCGACAACGGGCAGCCCCUCCCCGGCACCGCCACGAUGCCCGACAGCAACGAGACCGAAUCCCUCGAGCCCGACUCGCUGCUGGGCUCCACGCUGCCGCCGGGGCUGAGCACCAACAGCAGCCUGCCCCAGGAGCUCACCGCGCUGCCCGCGGAGCUGGGUGAGACCGAUUCCCCCGAGCCCGACUCGCUGCUGCUGGGCACGGAGCUGCCUCUGGAAGCGGGCACCAACGCCAGCCUGCACCGGGAGCUGGUGCUGACCACCGUGGAGCCGCAGGAUGAGACCGACUCCCCCGAGCCCGACUUGCUGCUGAGCUCUGCGCCCAGCACAGAGGCAGCGCCCCAAAAUAACGGCACCGCCAUCCCCGGCUGGCCCAUGUCAUCCGGGGGGCCUGGCACGGAGGGGACCGUGGCUGGUGGCACAAAUGACAUCUCCUCCACGGGGACCAUGGCCGGCAGCAUGGAUGACAUCUCUACAGGGAGCAUGGCCGGUGGCAUGGAUGACAUCUCCACGGAGCCACGCUCAGCUCUCUCCCCCACCAGCAGCAUUUACAAAAAAGCCGGGGACCUCCCGGUGCUGAAUCAUCCAGGAGAGGCGACCACGGCUCCUUCGGACUCAAAAACGAGGGGGAACGUAGUGGAGGAGGCCCCCGCCAUCCCCUGGGACGACAGCGUGCUGAUGAACAAGUGCCUGCUGGCCAUCCUGCUGCUGGCGCUGGUGGCCGCCGCCUUCAUGGUGUGCACGGGGGUGCUGGCCGCCCUGCUCUGCCGGCGGGCGCGCACGGCUCGCCACCAGCUCACCCCCACCGAAAUGGUUUGCAUCUCCUCCCUGCUGCCCGACGGCGAGCCCGCUGCCGCCAACGGCCCCCGGCUGGGCCCCCACCGGCACCGCAAGCUGCUGGCCGAUGGCGGCUCCGAAGCCGAUGGCGACAACCUGACGCUCAGCAGCUUCCUGCCAGACCACUCCUGAGCCGUGGGCUUCGCGCCCCCCACACAGCAGAACCACCUGGGACGGACUCAGCCACCCCAUUAAAGUGCCUCUGCUGCCCGGA
Messenger RNA from Oxyura jamaicensis (ruddy duck), 1553 nucleotides. RefSeq names its product selectin P ligand (gene SELPLG). The transcript has 3 exons. The record is from RefSeq and is a predicted model, not a curated record. The coding region runs from base 119 to 1471 and encodes 450 amino acids. Gene Ontology annotation, biological process: leukocyte tethering or rolling; hemopoiesis. Gene Ontology annotation, cellular component: plasma membrane. NCBI's taxonomy places the organism in Eukaryota, Metazoa, Chordata, Aves, Anseriformes, Anatidae.